AUGUUUUACAGAUGGCAAAACAAAAUUGGCCAUUUACAGUGGGGAGACCCAAAGAUGUCCGGGAGUUAUAGUUACACAAACAUCCGGGUACUCGAAAAUUCGCCAAAAUUCGAGCGCUUCCGAAAAAACAACUUUCGAGAGUCUGAGAUUAAAAUUGACGGAGUAAUUAUUGGUCAAAGUUUUAAAAUUCGGUUAUUAAAUUAUAUUGCAGCGGCUAAACACGGUGUGUGGUCAUCCGUAGAUACCCGUAAUCAAUUCUCAAAAACCAAUCCAGCCAAUAAAAUAGUUCCAGUACAAGAGCCCGGUACCGAGAACUAUUAUGACGCAAUGGAACUCACAAGACCCAAACGAAGGUUUAAGCCAAAGACAUCUGAGGUUUACAAUUCAAAGCUUGAUCUUAUGGUUCAGUGGUUUAGUCAUAGUGCUUGCUUAGAUAAAGCCGUACAUUUUUUGCGAAUAUCAUUUUAA
This is a messenger RNA of Mucor mucedo, 468 nucleotides long. RefSeq lists its product as uncharacterized. The transcript is spliced from 6 exons. The record is from RefSeq and is a predicted model, not a curated record. Lineage: Eukaryota; Fungi; Mucoromycota; Mucoromycetes; Mucorales; Mucoraceae. The coding region runs from base 1 to 468 and encodes 155 amino acids.